Messenger RNA from Anopheles cruzii, 1416 nucleotides. RefSeq names its product signal transducer and transcription activator-like. The transcript is spliced from 2 exons. Gene Ontology annotation, molecular function: DNA-binding transcription factor activity, RNA polymerase II-specific; RNA polymerase II cis-regulatory region sequence-specific DNA binding. NCBI's taxonomy places the organism in Eukaryota, Metazoa, Arthropoda, Insecta, Diptera, Culicidae. The coding region runs from base 1 to 1416 and encodes 471 amino acids. The record is from RefSeq and is a predicted model, not a curated record. Gene Ontology annotation, biological process: cell surface receptor signaling pathway via JAK-STAT; regulation of cell population proliferation; defense response.
AUGUCUCUUUGGGCCCGUAUAAAUCAGCUUCCCAGCCGUAUUCUCGAGGAAGUUCGUUCCAUGUACACGGAUGACUUUCCAAUCGAAGUACGCCAUUACUUGGCGGAUUGGAUCGAAGAACAUCUGCUGAUUCGUCCUGUGCCCAUCGAUCAGCCAGGUGUAUGCGAAGAUUUCGUCACUAAGCUGAUCAACGAGGUGGAAAAAACGGCAUUCGAUCUGCCGGGCAACAUCACAGCGAAAACCAGAUUGAAUGAGGCAGCCUUCAACUUUCGUGUGCUGCGUUCGGUGAAUCCAUCCAAGCUGUUCUUCAAUAUAAUCUGCUGCCUAGAGCGUGAACAAGAAUAUGCCGCCUUGCCGGCCGGAUGUCGCCUGUGCGUCGGAAAUCCUGAGCUCCACAAAGUGUGCGCUGCGAUCAAAGAGCUGGAGGACAUGGCACGCCAAAUCGAGAAUGACAACAGUAACUUCAUGAAAAAACUUGGCUUACUACCAUCGGACAAACAUGCUUUGCAGUUUGCUCAUACGAAUCCGCAGGAGCUCGCUAUUCCGGCAAUACAUGGUUAUUUCAACGUAGUUGAAAUCCAACAUGUAACCAACGAGCCAACGCAAUCCUGUACGCGCAUGGAAUUGGCUCUAGUGGAUGGCUUCCGCAAUAUGAUCAAAUCCACGGGAGAUGUGCAAGCCAAAGUGUUGAAUGAGUACCUCGUUCAAUGGAAAACUAAUAAGCUCUUGCACCCAAAUGCAUGUCCCAACACAGAGUGCGAUCUCCGCGUCAUACAAGCUAUGUACAGGAUGUUCCGUGACUCCACUGGUCGUUCGCUAAACCCGGAAAACUUGCACUCUCUCUGCGAGAAAGCAUUCAACACCAGCUUCCCCUUUCCGGCACCGAACGAUCUCACUAUCACGAGGACACAAUUCUGUAAGGACAAACUUCCGGAUCGUACUUUCACGUUCUGGGAAUGGUUUUAUGCAGCCAUGAAGCUAACGCGCAGACAUUUCAACCGCCCGUGGAACGAUGGUAACAUCAUUCGGUUCAUCUCCAAAGCACAAGCUGAGAGCCACCUAGUGAACCAUUAUCCUGGCACGUUCCUGUUGCGAUUUACCGAUUGUGAGCUCGGCAGUAUUAGUAUCGCGUGGGUCCAUAAGCUCUACGAAGACCGGUCGGAGAUUCUACACCUUCAACCAUUAACCGCAAAAGAUUUGGAUAUUCGUUCAUUGUCCGAUCGUAUCGGUGACAUCGAUAAUUUCUCCUAUCUGUUUCCGAAUAAUACACCUAAACACGAAGUCUUCGACAGUUCUAAAGUUCCGGACCAGACUCCAAGGAACAAGAGCUACGUCGCGUCAAGGAUCCGCGCAGUGCUUGACCUUGAGCAACAAUCGGAUGAGGAGCAUUCCGAACACACCGACGCAGGACAGUAA